Molecule: messenger RNA, 2971 nt
Organism: Schizosaccharomyces japonicus yFS275
Lineage: Eukaryota; Fungi; Ascomycota; Schizosaccharomycetes; Schizosaccharomycetales; Schizosaccharomycetaceae
Product: trehalose synthase complex regulatory subunit TSL1
Exons: 1
Coding region: 130-2889 (919 amino acids)
Biological process (GO): trehalose biosynthetic process
Molecular function (GO): catalytic activity
Source: RefSeq, a predicted model, not a curated record
ACAUCCCAUAGCCUUCUUUCUGAAUUUUGAUUCUCUUACUACCAACCUUACAAAGCUUAACAAUAAAAACAGUAAUAUUGCCGCUUGCGUACUCUACAUUUGGACGACUCGGUAUCUAUAAAGACCAAGAUGGGCUCUAGGUAUAUUGUCUGUUCAAUAUUUCUUCCUAAAACCGUGGAAUUUCACUCGGAUGAUGUCGAGUUUUCAACUUCACCUUAUUGUGACAAUUCCGAGUCCGCACUUGAACAGUCUCUAUAUGAAAACCCCUUGAGUAAUUCUGUUCCAGGUAGUCCCAGAAAAAAUGGAGACAUUUCCGAUAAAGAGAAAUCAUUAAUCGAUUCUUUACGUGAUAAUGUUCCACACUCUACAAAAAACAUUUCAGUGUCAGCAUUGUCUUCUAGCACUGCUACUUUAACAGACCAUGUAUUUGACUCUGUAGGACAAACAAGCUCUCCUCCAUCAGAGUCUUCAAUCCUUCACUGUGGAAGUCGCAGGAGGACUUUAAUUCAACCUGCAUUCAAGGAUCCCAACUUACCUCCCUCUUCUGUUGCCGAGCAUGGAGGAUGUACUAAAAACACGAAUACGAGCUCGUUAUUUCCUCAUCUUACUAAGCCAAGCGUGAAAAGUUCCGAUAACUCUUCUCACUCUUUCAAAGACAAACUCGACUGUGCCCGUUGUGUAGUCACAGACUGUCAUUCAAGCAACGGGGGACUUAGGAAUUCAGUAAAAUCCGCCCAAAGGCACGGUUACUUGUCCGAUGUUCUAUUCGUUGGUACACCGGGUUUAUCUACUCAGGCACUUUCAGAUUCGACGCGUUCGAAAAUGGAAAAUCUCUUAAAAAACGAAGCAAAUUGUUACCCAGUCUUUGUGGAUGAUGAUGUCUUUGUUGGUCACUACAAUCACUUCUGUAAGCAGAUUUUGUGGCCGUGCUUCCAUCAACAGAUAUCGUGUAUACCAAAUUCUAUAACUUAUGAAGAGCAUUUAUGGAAAUAUUUUUGCGUUCUUAAUGAAGCAUUCGCAGACAGAAUUGUUAAGCUUUAUAAGAAGGGUGACAUUAUUUGGAUUAAUGAUUACCAUUUAUUCAUUUUGCCUAUGCUUCUCCGAAAACGUCUUCCGAAUGCAAAAAUUGGCUUCUUUUUACACGUUUCCUUCCCAACCUCAGAAAUAUUCCGCUGUCUUGCUUUUCGAAAGGCGUUAUUAGAAGGUAUACUGGGUUCAAACUUGAUUGGGUUCCAAACAGAAGAAUAUGCAAGACACUUUCUCCAAUCUUGCUCUCGCGUAUUGUACUUAGAGGUUAUGUCAAAUGGCGUCUUGACGGAUGACGGCUUUGUUGAAGUUAAAUCUAUGCCUACUGGAAUUGAUUGUGAGGAUUUGCUGAACAAACUUCAGACUGACGAAGUUUCUGCUUGGAUCAAUAAGCUAUCGGAUCGAUUUCGUGACAAAAUUCUGCUUGUUGGCCGUGAUAAGCUAGACCAUGUGAAAGGUGUUCGCCAAAAACUACUUGCAUUUGAAAAGUUUCUGUGCAUGUAUCCAGCUUACCGAAAACGAGUUGUUCUUUUCCAAGUAGCGCAGUCCACGAACGAAGAAAAUGCGACUCAGUCUUCCGUGUAUGAUAUUGUUUCACGUAUCAAUUCUUGUUUUUCAGACUUAACAUCGCAACAUGUACCUGUAUACUUUUUGCGUCAAGACAUUGAUUUCCCUCAGUACUUGGCUUUGUUGACUGUUGCUGAUGCAUUGGUUGUUUCCUCUUUGCGGGAAGGUAUGAACCUGACAUGUCAUGAAUACAUUGUAUGCCAACGGCAGCGCAAGAAACCUUUAGUACUUAGUGAAUUUGCAGGCAGUGCAUCACUACUUGGCGCAAAUGCGUUUUUGGUUAAUCCUUGGCAUGCUCGGGGAAUGGCCGAAGCUAUUUAUAAGGCAAUUACUCUGUCACCGGAUGAAGCAGCGAAAAUGCAUGAACGUCAAUACAAUUUGGUUCUGCAUAACGAUGGAGCCCGUUGGGCAAAACAAGUCUGUGAAGCUAUCACUAGCGCUUGGGAAAACAACAUGUUCCAUCAAUCAACUCGCAUUCCCCUUUUUAAGGGACAUUCGUUUCAAUCUAUAUAUCAAUCAACGAAAAGACGAUUUUUUGUUCUUGAUUGGGAAGGCACCAUUUCCAGUUGGGGCGUAAAAGGUGAAAUUGUGAGUUCUAACAUGCAACAAGCCAUGCAUUUACUAUCUUCAUUGUGUGAAGACCCUGUGAAUGAUGUCUAUGUUGCGAGUUCACAAUCCUGUGCCGAGAUGGAAACGCUAUUCUACUUGCUUCCCAAUCUAGGACUUAUUGCAGAAAACGGUUGUUAUGCCUCGCAGUCAUUAUUAAAUCGUGAAGAACGGAAAUGGUUUGAUAUGACUGCACAAGUUGAUUUAUCCUGGAGAGGUAGCGCUAAAAAUAUUUUGACACGUUAUGCAUGUCUAAUUCCCAACUCGUUUAUUGAGGAUAAAAACGUUACCUUCAUUUUCCACUUUGAGUCUGCUGAAGAUAAAGACGCUGCUAUUCGUGUUGCAAAAGACUGCUGUAAUGCGUUUAAUGACGAUGUUUCUGGUUGCCAUGCUGUUCCCCUUAACGGCGCUAUUAUUUGUGAGCCUAUUGGCAUCAACAAAGCCGUCGCGACGAACUGUCUUUACGCAAUGAAAACCUCAGAAGGGGUGAAGUACGACAUGGUCUUUGCUGCUGGAAAUGAUCGAACUGAUGAGUGCUUAUAUAACUGGGCGUCAAGUUUGAGCAAGACUGAACCGGACGUUCUUGUUACGACAGUGAAUGUUGGUUCUCGUAAUACUGCGGCUUCACACUUGUCUAGCAGUAUCAUUGGUUUUAAUAAGUCUAUGGAAGUUAUGUAUCGCAAUAACUGAAGUAACAUUUACAUGGGUUUGCUGGAUUCGGGUAAAUAGAUAAAUAAAUAAUUAUAUUCUAUGACUUUAAAUCAUUUAAAGG